This is a messenger RNA of Chara braunii, 348 nucleotides long. NCBI's taxonomy places the organism in Eukaryota, Viridiplantae, Streptophyta, Charophyceae, Charales, Characeae. The record is from the annotation of a GenBank genome assembly.
CGGAAAACCUUUUCUUUGAGCUCCACCUUCAUUGUUGCUUUAUAGAAUCUUUAAUAACAUGUGGUGAUAUUGUGGCCUUUUUUUUCUUUUUUUCCCUUUUAAUCACUUGUAUUUUCUUACAGGCACGAUAUCCUUUUUUUCUGGGUCGCGAGGAUGGCGAUGAUGGGCAUAGAGUUUACUGGCAAAGCACCAUUUGAUGUAGUAUACCUUCAUGGUCUUGUCAGAGAUGAGCAGGGUCGAAAGAUGUCCAAGACUCUGGGCAAUGUUUUGAACCCAUUGGAUGUGAUUAGUGAAUAUGGAACGGAUGCACUUCGUUUCACCCUUGCAACUGGGACAACUCCCGGUCAG